Messenger RNA from Baudoinia panamericana UAMH 10762, 4199 nucleotides. RefSeq lists its product as uncharacterized. Gene Ontology annotation, molecular function: hydrolase activity. The coding region runs from base 210 to 3956 and encodes 1248 amino acids. The record is from RefSeq and is a predicted model, not a curated record. NCBI's taxonomy places the organism in Eukaryota, Fungi, Ascomycota, Dothideomycetes, Mycosphaerellales, Teratosphaeriaceae. The transcript is spliced from 2 exons.
CGGAUGUCAUCUCGUUCGAGCCCCUUACGAGUGGCCCGAGGGCAACAUGAAGCUUCCAUACGCUAGAUAUCCGCUUUGACAGCCAUUCUACAGUGUCGUCUGGAUAGAGUAUCGUUUCUAAUGGAUAUAUUGUUUAGGCCUACCGUGAGAGCGAAGUAUAAUUUAGCAUACGCAACACAAGGACGCAUAUUAUAUUAAGGUACCAAAGAAUGCCUCUCAGCACACUCGGCGUAGUGUCAGCAAUCACACCCUCGGUGAUAGAAACAUACUUCUCCCACUACCUCAACCGCGCACCGCUCAAGCAGAAGCCGACCGCGCAUAUAUCUUACCACGAGGGCCUGCGCCUCAUCCGGGAGUUUCUGGACUAUUCCUCCAAGCAUACAGUCGAGGACCUACAACAGUUCACCUCACAAUGGGUGCCCGCACCAACCUGGGUGCGGACGUACAACAACGAGAUCGCGCCGCAGUUUCUGGAACGAGCAGCAAGGGUGAUACGGUCACAGCUCGGUCCCAAUGGCAUCGAGAAGGUCGGUGGCGGUACGUGGUGGCAAUGGCGACGGCCGGAGAGUCCGCUCAAAGCGGAGUGGAUCGAGAUGAAGAAGGACUUCAAUGAGCGCAAGCGGGCAGGGACGAAGUGUGACAGAUGCAUACUGUAUGUGCACGGCGGAGCGUAUUACUUUGGCUCAGUGGACGAGCAUCGCUACCAGAUGCAGCGGCAUGCGCGGAAGUUAAAGGCCAGAGUGCUCGCACCGAGGUAUAGGGUGGCACCGCAGUUUCCGUUCCCUUGCGGGCUGAUGGACUGCAUUGCAACGUACUUCUAUCUGCUCGAACACUUCCGACCUCAGCAGAUACUGAUCAUGGGCGACUCUGCCGGAGCUGCAAUGGUGGUGAGCUUGCUGGUCGUUCUGCGAGACCAAGGCUGUGCGUUACCAGCAGGCACGGUACUGCUUAGUCCGUGGGUUGACUUGACACAUUCGUUCCCGUCAUGCGCCGGAGAUGGUGCCGGCGAUUACAUCCCACCGCAUGGCUUUCACCAUCUACCAUCAAUGGCCUGGCCUCCGCCGCCGAUAGACUCGGACAAGCGGCUACAAGGUCUGAAGGAGAAGUGGAAUGAGCGACAUGAAGGUGCGGUGGAGCUACCGGCAACGGCAGGGCUUGGUCUGAAGAGCAUCAACAACAGGCCUAACGACGAGGACGCCGAAUCGAUGCCGAAAAAGAAGAGCUCGCUCGACAACCCGUUGCCAGGCUUCGGUGAAAGCUUGACUCUUGCAGUGGAUGGCAAAGUUGUCGAGAUAAAGGAACAGAUCCAGCUCUAUGCGCCUAACGAUCUGCUCACGCACCCACUCGUCUCACCGGUCCAGCAGCCUUCGCUUGGCGGCCUCCCACCAAUGCUGAUACAAGUUGGCGGCGCAGAACUGGUUCGCGACGAACAGAUCUACCUUGCGCACAAAGCCGCAAAUCCCAAGGCUUUCCCUCCCGCAGACGCCGUGCUGGACGAGUAUGACCCUAGACGAGAAAUCCUGAACCGCUAUCCGCCCACAGACGUGCAGUUGCAGGUGUGGGAAGACCUGUGCCACGUGCCGCAUACGCUGUCCUUCACGCGGCCCGCAAAGUACAUGUACCGUUCCGUUGCGCAGUUUGGCGCAUGGGCCUUGGCGCAUGCGCAGCAGAAAGGCAUUGAUAUACAGGACGACGAUGCCAUCUCCGUCAUCUCUUCCGGGCCUGAAGAUGACGGCGAGGAUACGAAGGACUCUGCUAACAAGCUGAAGCGGAAGAAGACGAAGACGAAAGCUAGUCCGGUUGACGAUCCAGGCAAAGAGGUAGGUGCCGUAGGCCACGCGGGCGAUCCUAUUCCGCCCUUCAGGGAUCACAUGAUCCGGCAGCGGGUCACUCGCCACGGUGUCAUCUACCCAAUGGUGCCACAGGCCGAGAUUGCAUGUCUCGCCUUGGAUCCAGCAACUAUCGGUGCCAUCAAACCUGGUCCAGUCCGUAAAUGGCUCGCUAAGAAGACCGAGAAUCACACUCGGUACGCUAAUGAGGAGAAGAAAUUGCAGAAGAAGCGCGCCAAAGAGGUCGCGUUAGGAUAUGAUGAGAUCCCUGGCGAGUCGCCUCCACUGACGGCUCUGGUGCGUAGAAGGCGGAAGGGUAUUGUGCCGGAGGAGAAGAAGCGUGGGCGGAGCUGGGGUCUCGCGAUGUGGAGUGGCUGGGGUAGCUCCCACGAUGAGAGCACGCUGGAACGGGAGGAGAAGAUGGAGAAGGAGGCUGAGUCGCGAGCGAGGACUUCGGCGCUACCGGAUGCGAAGGCUGAGACUGCAUUAACGGGAGGUGACCAACCAGGCGGAGACCCAGACGGAACGGCGAAGGAGAAGGUGUUGAGGAAGCAGCGACGGACCAGUACUACGAGUGUGUUCUCUAAUGCCCGGUCGCAACGGGAGGUUGCGCGGGAGAGGCCGCGGAGCCCUUACCGACAAGUCACUGAUACUGGACAAGCUGGGCCCCGCAUCUCACCUAGUAUCCGGUCAGGCAGUUUCAUGUCCGACGACGGGCUAAUACCGACGGACAGAUCGAUGAACGGCAAUAUCCCUACCACGGGCUCGCUGGCGCCACAGAGUUUGCAAGUUCCAGGAAGCCAGAACACGUAUCUCGAGCCAGGCGGAAGUCGGCCACACAACAAUAUCAGCGCAUAUCCUUUUAAGCUGAAGCAGACGGGUCACAGUAAUCCCAGCGUUGCCACCUUGGAUAGCAAUGAGACUCGGAUGCCGUCGUCGCAAGUGUCGAUGAAUGGCGAAGGGUCGAGCAUAGCGCCUGUGGAAAUGCCGACACCAGCGAACGAGCACGCCAUGCCCAAUGAGCUUGAGCCACAGGAGAAGGAGGCGGAGCCCGUGUCUGCCAUCACGCCGACGAUAUAUGGGCCCGCGGCAGGCUUCCCUGGCGUGCGCAUAGCUCAGGCGGAAGAGGAGAUAAGUCCAGUCGAAGAGCCGGCCACUAUUUCACCUGUCGCGCCUUCUUUCCGAAGCCACGGCGCGGUGUUCGAUAACAGGUCGUCUGUAUUGGGCAAGAUCGGGGCGGAUGGUAUGCCGCUGCAACCAUUCCCGGGCCGGAAAGCGAAGAAGCCCAUGACGGUCCCUUCACCUCUUGCGGCGGCCUUGCCUGAGAACACAGUGCCACCCAGUACUUCUACGGAUGAAACUCCGCCGUCACCCAUCGCGCCGGAAGAGCAAGGACAUUCGUCCAAAACGUCCAAGCUUAAGCUACGCACACAGCCCGAUGGCCUAUUCACCACACCACCCAAUACCGACGGCGCCGUGGACGGCGUUGAUGGGUCACCCGUAACACCCAUCGACAACGACAAACCCGUUCCAUUCAAGAUCCGCAACCCAGUCUACGACCCAAGAGCAGGCGUCUCGCCAACAGGUGCCAGCUCAACAAGUCCAUCCGAAAAAGCAUCACCAGACAUGACGGCGUUGACGAAGCCAGGCGAAGCGACAGAUGCGACCAAAGCCGCGCCGUUCAAGCUACGACAUACCGUCUACGACCCGAGUGCUGGGUUCGGAGCGGCGGAAUACACCCAACCACCGCACAUGCCCGCCGUGGCGCAUGCAUCAAGGACGCCGUCGCCGAAACUGUCACACGCGGAGGAAGUCGCCAACCGCGCCAUGACGCCCAUCGACCUGCCGCCCAACGCGAAUGUGGUCAUCCCGACGGUGGUGGCGCGGAGGCCGAUGGCGUUGCGGCAGCAGACUCCGCCGCAGAUUCCGGUCAAGGAUCCGGCGAGGAGCACGACGCCGGUGGGUGGUGGUGGGAUCAUGGAUCGGAAGAGGAGUAAGGAGUUGUUAAAGGCUGAGUCGGCGGCGACGGAGAAGGAAGCGCCGGUGACUAAGUUUGGCGCUCCUCCGGUAAUCGGGGAUUUGUCCUUUGAGCGCGGGGGGUUCGAUUUCGAGGAUACGCGGGUGUAGGAAGUUUGGACGGACUAAUGGCUGUUGUUGGAGCGUGCUGCAUUGAUGGUAGGGGAAAGUGUAGGGUGUUGUAUAGUGGUUUAGUUGGAUUGGGUUCCUGUAAGAAAGCAUACCUUACAUCCGCCGGGGACUCUUGUUCCCAGCGUGGCGUCUUGUAACCACCUAUGGUUACCAAAGAAGCACGCCUGGUAUAUACUCAAUAUGCACAUUGAUACUAACCUACUCACCCUGCGGACCACGAGG